AAACUAUAAAAUGAUGGAGGGACGAAGAACAUAAGAGAGGGAACAAAGGAAGGGAACAGAAAGCAGUGAUAGAUGAAAUGUUAUGCAAAAAGAGGAAAACAGAACAAAAAUUAGUGUGAAGGGAAGAAGAAAUAACAAUAGUUUGAGCCAAAACAGAAAAUAAAGAACAGGAACAAUGGUAAGCAAAGGAGAGGAAUGUGAGAUAUGAAAAACAGUAAAGAAGAAUGGCAAAAAGAUAAGAAAAGAGUGAAUACCUUGCGACAGAUAGGAGAGAGGGGAUGUGAAAUUAUAGAAAAGUAAGUAGACAAAGAAAGGGAAAAAAACGACAAAGGAUGGGAAGAGAUAAGCAAAGAAGAAAAAAAGGGACUGAGCAUAGAGGGGACGGAUAGGAGGGCACAGAAAGGACCCUAGGAAGGAAGGAGGCAAGGGAGGAAGGAAGGGAGCGAGCGAAUUCAUUUUCACGCCGUCGCUUCUGUCCCGUCCAGGUUCGCUUUGCGGUGCGAGGGUCGUCAGUAAACUCGCGCAGGCUGCCGUCAAACCUCACUACAGCACAACAUUCUUCAACGCGGAGAGGUUUAACCUUACCCGCGGUCCGCCCUGCGCCCGAGACGAGGCACUCCUCCAAGCACACGACAGACAAACACCCAGCGGGGCAACGCUGGCACAGAGUCCAACGGCAGGCACCCGAAGGGAGGCGAAAAACGCGAGCGGCACCCACAGCACAUAACAAGCGAGGACCAUGGAGAGCGCCGGCAAUGGCUCAGACGCGAACCACCGGGGCCAGGUCCCCUUGUUUUACAACAACGGCAGCUUCUGCCGAAACUUCACCGACAACACGAGCUCCGCGGAGGCGCGAUGCGGCGCUGACCACGGGCUGACCGACAGCCUGGAGGACGAUGCCAACCCGGUCAUCAUAGCGAUUGUCAUCACCGCUCUCUACUCCAUGGUGUGCGUGGUGGGGCUGGUUGGAAACGUGUUAGUCAUGUACAUCAUCGUCAGGUACACCAAAAUGAAAACAGCCACCAACAUCUACAUCUUCAACCUCGCUCUGGCCGACGCCUUGGUCACCAGCACGCUACCAUUCCAGAGUGUCAACUACUUGAUGGGGACCUGGCCGUUUGGGGACAUGCUGUGUAAGAUGGUGAUGUCCAUCGACUACUACAACAUGUUCACCUCUAUCUUCACGCUCACCACCAUGAGCAUUGACCGCUACGUUGCUGUGUGCCACCCCGUCAAAGCGCUGGACUUGAGGACGCCUCGUAACGCCAAGAUCGUCAAUGUCUGCAACUGGAUUCUCUCCUCGGCCAUUGGGCUGCCUGUCAUGUUCAUGGCCUCUACCACCAUCACCUCCUCCGGCAUUGUCGACUGCAAGCUGAUAUUCCCCCACCCCUCCUGGUACUGGGACACCCUGCUGAAGAUCUGCGUGUUCAUCUUCGCCUUCAUCAUGCCCGUCCUCAUCAUCACUGUCUGCUACGGCCUCAUGAUCCUGCGGCUCAAGAGCGUGCGCAUGCUGUCGGGCUCCCAGGAGAAGGACAGGAACCUGCGUCGCAUCACCCGCAUGGUCCUGGUGGUGGUCGCUGUCUUCAUCAUCUGUUGGACCCCAAUCCAUAUCUUUGUCAUUAUCACAGCUCUGAUUAACAUCCCUAGCUCCACCCUGCAAACGAUCACCUGGCAUUUCUGCAUCGCCCUGGGCUACACCAACAGUAGCCUGAAUCCGGUUCUUUACGGCUACCUGGAUGAGAACUUCAAGCGCUGUUUCCGUGAAUUUUGCACCCCGAGUCCCUCGGUGUUGGAGAUCCAGAACUCGUCGCGGACCGGUGCCACCACCCGCAAGGUCCCGCAGCGUGAAUCCAACAGUGCAAACACAGGAGAAAGGUCUAAUCAACAGGUAGUAUGACUAGCCUUGGAGGGAUCGUCGGUGGACUCUCACUGUGGCGGCAUUGCCAGCGACGAUCUCAACUCGGAGGUCACGCAGGUCACCACAGGACUCUGACUAAACACACAAAGCACACGUAAACACAUCAAAUCUAACAGCACAGACCCGCCUGAGAAGGCUCUGUCGAGUUGUACCAGCGCAAUUCACUCAAGGCUGUUUUUACUCUUACUUACAUGGAAACCAAAAUGAAACAAGUUAAACAAAAAAUCAAGCAUCCUCUAUAACUACAGUGUCCUAAACUAAAAAAUUAGACUUCAAUUAGGCUGAUUAUUGUCACAAGUUUAGAAAAAACAGUCUGGAUUUGUAUAGUGAACACAGAAAUAUGUAUAGACAGAUCUAUAUAUUCCAUUUUCUGACAGCUUUGUGCAGAGCUGCCUCACUCAUCUUAAUCCUCAUCUUACCACUUGUUUUUUGUGUUAUAAAAACAGAUAAGUUGAUUGUGAUUGUUUGAGUCUAUAUGACUUCACGUCAAUCUGCUACUUUUCCUCCAGAUGAAUGUUGAAUUAUACACUUGUUAUUGGAAGCAAGUGGGUUCCUGCGUGGCGUAGAAUCUGAACCAGGUUUUAUUACUGGAUUCUCAAAGGUUUCUCGGCCGUCUUUCAACAGAAACGUGUAGACUUCAUUCAUUUACAGCACCGACUGUGUCUCUGCUUCUCAUCCUGCUCCCCUGUGAAUGCCGCAGGUGUUGCCCACCUGUCAAUCCUCACAACUUAUUAUCACCGUUCCCUAUUCUAUACAGCACCAUGCUGCCCUUGGGCACUACAGCAUUACGGACUGUGUUGCAGUGCAGAUGUACUCUUUUCAGCGCUGAUUCUUUCCUUUUCCUUGUAAAGACAUGUAGUAUACCGUCUCUCUCUGCAAAAUCAAACUAAACAUCUGAAUGUGUUCAGCACGGUGAAUCUUGCAAAAGGGUGAAUGCUCUAUAACCAGCAAAGACAAUGCGCACAGUGUUCUGCUGCUGCUGCUGCUGCUGCCUACAUACAGCCUAACAACAGCUCAAAAGCCAUUAAGAUAAGAUAAGAUAGUGUUCGGACUAAAAUGGAGUCAUCUUUCUUCUGAAAAAGUUUUUAAGUGUGCUAAACAGGAUUGUACAUCAGCUCCAACAUUGCCUGUGCUUGUGUAACGUGCUGUAUGCUACACCUUUCCCUGUAGCUCUUCACGACAUUCCACCCACCAGUGUUUUUUUUUCUAAGGAUCUGUAAAGAUGAAUGAUUGUAUUGAUCUGCCAUGUAAAAUAUUGUAGAGAUAUUUGGUGUUUUCUUUUUUAUAAUUGUGAAAUCAUGAAAAUAAUGAAUAAACAUACAGUCAGUCAUCGGGGAUUUGCCUCGAGAACUGAAGAUGUGUGUAUCAGGAAAACAAUAAUGUAAAAAUCCUUGAAAUUAAAAAUGUACACAGCAUGCAUAAUUCAUUAUGUCUCAUGACUGACAACUUAACGUUUUUAAAUGUAUAACACCACUACAAGAGCUUUGUAGAGCAUUAGGGGUUAAUAAUUAGUCUUUGAACAGUGUGUUUCCUCCCAUGUGUUCCAUGGAUGACGCCUGAGUGGGAUUCUGUUCCAAGGAGAUGUGAUGCUUUAGUCUCAUCUGUGUCUGUGUCUAUGAACAUGAGUAAGAUUUACAGAUUCUCAUUUAAAAAAACAAAUCAGCAGGAAAUAAAAGGUCACCCCAGCUUCUGGGCUGACAACAUUAGCAUAAUUUCCAAGCUGCAUUUAAGAUCUGCCAGACCCAGCUGUGGUUUCAGCCCACAAAACUAAGCUAAACUAUGAGAAGCUUGCUGCACCUCUGUAACACUGAGAAAAUAUGAAUUCAAUAAAGCUUUAACAUUUUGAGUUGUACAACUUCCACAUUUAGCAUUGCAGACUGCUUAAUAUGUGUAGUUAGAGAGAGCUUCACAGAAAACAGUACCUAAGGCGAGGAGGGACUCAGAGAGCAUCAUUUCGCUAAUAAUAUGCCACUGAAGUUUAUUUAUGAUGUAAACGAUCUGUACAUUAACUCUGAUUAAUGUCACUCUUUUGCAUUAAUUGCUUGUUUACAUUGCGUGUGCUUAGACCACGUGCUGUAGUCUUGAAGUGGCUUUUAUUGUAAUCUAUUGUACAGACUCAUUUGUGUCUGACGCGCUGUAACACAAUUGAUGUAAUUUUACAGUUAAUCAGUGCACUGUCUUUGGAAUAUGAUGUAAUUCUGAAUCUCACUGAAUGUCUUUUCUCUUGCAUCUCAAUAAAGUGUCUGCAUUGUG
Molecule: messenger RNA, 4171 nt
Organism: Mugil cephalus (flathead mullet)
Lineage: Eukaryota; Metazoa; Chordata; Actinopteri; Mugiliformes; Mugilidae
Gene: oprm1
Product: opioid receptor, mu 1
Exons: 6
Coding region: 740-1897 (385 amino acids)
Biological process (GO): sensory perception of pain; G protein-coupled opioid receptor signaling pathway; neuropeptide signaling pathway
Cellular component (GO): neuron projection; membrane
Molecular function (GO): G-protein alpha-subunit binding; morphine receptor activity; neuropeptide binding
Source: RefSeq, a predicted model, not a curated record